GGCCAUUGGGGGUGAAAGUUGUGAAUGAGACAGCGGCAAGUAGAGUGAAUGCUCCCUCGGAGAUGCAACCGCAGCGGUUUAUUGCAUGAAUUGAACGAUGCCCAGCCUUGGUUCGACUGACCAGGCCCUGGGCAUGGAUGUCCGAGGAUGGCACUCUUUGGGAACUAGUUUGGAGAAACAUAUGAUUGCCCCAAGAUCAGACAAUGGCGGUCGGAUAUCCGAAUCUCCCAUCUACCUAGUUUCAGGAACAGCCGCCCUCGCAUAUUCCCCCUCAAGCGAGACACACAGAGACAGAGAGAGCGUCAAUAUCCCAGCAUCCAGCCGAGUUCCCUUACUCGUGUGCGCGGACCUGCUCAACUGGGCGAUAUUCCCAGUACAACCACGGAGCUACCCCAAAAAGGGACGCGUCUCUGCGGCACCCGUACGCCCUCCUUGUGUGCAUAUUGUGAUCUCUCCCGUGUGCAAGCGAAUGCAUGAUAUGAUUUGUUUCACUCUUCUCAUUAUUCCUCACAUAAAAAGAACUAGUGUGAAUUUCGCGAUGGAUGGGACCAAUAUUGAGCCAGCUGACACUUUGUCUCUGACCCCCGGCCCCCUUAGGGAACUUGUACUUUGAUUACCGUAAGGAACGGGCUGCAGAAUGCGGCGUCUGAGUCCGUGAGCCUUUUUUUUCCCCCAAGAGACUACCACGGAG
Trichoderma harzianum CBS 226.95 is the source of this 691-nucleotide messenger RNA. RefSeq lists its product as hypothetical. The record is from RefSeq and is a predicted model, not a curated record. NCBI's taxonomy places the organism in Eukaryota, Fungi, Ascomycota, Sordariomycetes, Hypocreales, Hypocreaceae. Bases 98 to 613 code for a protein of 171 amino acids. The transcript is spliced from 2 exons.